Molecule: messenger RNA, 2002 nt
Organism: Sinocyclocheilus rhinocerous
Lineage: Eukaryota; Metazoa; Chordata; Actinopteri; Cypriniformes; Cyprinidae
Exons: 3
Coding region: 1152-1538 (128 amino acids)
Biological process (GO): cartilage development
Source: RefSeq, a predicted model, not a curated record
ACAAGUGCAGUCCUUUAAUCAAUUACAAUUGAAGUGCAUUGCACCAGGGUAAACAUUUAAAUGCAAAUGUUUUUUAAAGUAUAGCUACAAGACAUGAAAUGGUUUGUGCUGUUAAUAUGAUACUAGUGUCAUAUACAAGUUUUCAAAUUUUUUCAGUUUAUCCAAUUUUCAGUUUACCAUUUAUUUGUAGUUUUCUAUGAAAAGUGUAAAAAGCGGUGAGAUUCAAGGCCAAAGAGUCCCUUCACAAACCGUUACAUGAAAGUUUGUAGCAGUUUGUUCCUGUCUGGUGUUUAUGGAGGGGGCUCAGCAUCUAAGACUAAUAUUGAUAUGUACUAUAUGCUCAUGUCUCCAUAACUUCAGUUUGGUGGCAGGGUGCAAAAAUGUCUUGCAGGAAAAAAAUUCUUGAAAUUACAAAGAAAAACCGUAUGAGACUGUAUUUUACAGCUACUACAAGAAAAAAAUACAUGACAAUUUUCCACAGGAUGAAGUAAACCAAUAUUUUAUGAGGUGGUGACUUUGUAUGAAUUUGCAUCAUGUUAAUCAUGCGAAAACAUUCUUUUUAGAUUAGAAAAAGUGAAGGUCUACACAUUAACAGUCUUAAACAUGUCUAAACAGAUUGUACGAAAAUGUAAAAAUGUGAUUGUAUGAAUUAGUACAAAUUCGCCACCAAUUUGCCAAAAUGUAAAUGCUGUGAGAUUGAUUUUUUUAUUUUUAUUUUUUCCCGCUAUAAUGCUGCAUCAACAUCCAGGACUGGAACUAACCACUUUUUAAUAAUUGAUUAUAAUAAAUAUAGUAAUGCCCAGGGUGCUUUACAUCGAUUUUUAAUUUAAUUACAUUAAUUAAAUUUAAUUACAUCGAUUGUAAUAAAAUUGGAUUGCCUUCUUCAUGACCCACCUCUUAUGAUCUGAAAUCCAACAGAAAAGCAGCCCGGGCCGCUGAUGGACAUGAAGGCAUGAUGCUGCAGGAGUGGAAAGAGUCACUUAUCCGGGUGUGAAGAGGGUGUGCAGUUACUAGAAGAGUUGACAAAAGUCUUCACUGUCCAUACAGAGUCCUCCCACCUAAACCCAGCUACGCCUGCCUCUCUCACUCAGUCUCUCACUUGCUCUCUGUGUUCUUUCAUUAACGUGAGCAGAAGAGUCCGGCCAGGAACCAUGGGCAUCUGCAGCAAUUACAGUGGUUUAUCUCGGCUCGUCUUCAUUGGCGCUCUGGCCAUCUGCAUGGCUUUUGUGCAGUCAGAAACAGUUGCUGAUUCCUCCCCUACACUGCAGAAUGAUAAUCAGGACACACUAUCUGGCGCUGGAGGCUACGAUGUGACAACAAAAGUCCCUUUCCAAGACCCCACAGAAAACGCCUUCACUUUUGAUUAUGAGGAUGGUACACUCUCAAUAACUCUGGAUGAGGAGGAAGGUAAAGUUAUACCACUGAAAAUUGUGCUGGGGCCAGGUGCUAUCACAGCUAUCGUCAUCGCCGUGUUCCUCGGAGCCUCUGUUCUUCUCGCUCUCAUUGUUAUCACGCUCAGAAAGUUCACUGCCUCUUAAGAAGGGACAUUUAUGUUCUCAUUUCCUCCCUUUCUCAAUCCCAUCUCUUCUUUUUACUCUCCUCUGAACUGUAUUUUUAAGUGUCUCAUUGGUGGCAGGCCCUUCAUGAAAUGGAUGCUCUUUACUGAGGCCUGUUUUGUGAUUUCUUUCUCCUAUAAAACUCAGGCUAAGGCUGAACAAAAGGGUAACUGCAAUCAAGAGAAAUUUUGGUUGCAUUUGUUCGGUGACCAUAUAAUCAUUGUUGAUAUCCUCUUGUAAUAAGGUUUAGAAUGAAAUAUUUAAAGAAGGUAGAAUUAUUAUAUUAAAGUCACAUUUUAAGAUAUCGUUUAUUACCAUCCAUGCGCAACUAGUUUUAUUUUGUUUCAUGCUGUAUUCUAAAGUAUACUAAGUUCCAAUGUUCUUGGCAUUCUAGCUGAUUUGUGUAAAAUGAUCAUGUCCUUUAGCGUUUAAGAUAAAGUGUGUGU